AUGGCCGAUGAGCUGCCUGUUGACCCGGAGGUAAUACUUCGUCCAAAGCUUGCAGUUUUGCGGCAACGCCCAAAGUUGGCAACGGCACUGAUCCCGAUAUGCAGUCAAACAACACGGGGUCCAGGGUAUGUCCUGCGUGUACUGCGGCGUGGGCAAGUUCAGCUGAACGUAUUUCACUACAAUGCAGCCGUCUCAUGCUGCCGUCUUGGGCAAUGGAAGCAGGCAGCUGACAUGUUUCUUUCCACAACGCGCCACACAGCCGACCCAAACACGGUUACCUACAACACGAUGUUGAGUGCCCUGGACGUUGCUGGCAAGUGGUCCCUGGCCGUUGCUGUUGCCUCCACUGCAGCGACUGCCCUCGACAUUGUCAGCUUUAACACAGUUCUCUCUGCACUGUCUCGAAGAGCCUUAUGGGCAGCAGCUACUCGCUGGCUUUGCAGCAUGCGCAUCCAACGCGCACCCGAAGACAGCAUCUCUUUCAAUUCCACAUUGACCGCCUUUGGACGGCGAGGACUCUGGGCAAAGGCGCUGUCGUUGUUUGCAGAGCUUAGACGAACGUCCCUGCAAGCUGACGCAGCUACUGAAGGAGGUCUUCUCGCGAUGUUGCACGCGAUGGAGCAGAAGGGGCAGUGGCAAAGAGCAGCUGUUCGUUUGAACGCCGCGGCCGAAGACGGUGCUUGUUAUCGCUUGCGCGCCGUCAGCGCAGCCACCUCUGCAUGUGAGAAGGGGACUGCUUGGGAAUUUGCUGCAGCUGUGGUGGGAGAGACCAGCUCCAAGGGCCUCAGGCCAGAUGAAGUCUGCAUCAGCGCCAUGGUAAGUGCACUGGAAAACUGCAGUCGGUGGCAGGCUGCAUUGGCAGCCGUGUCACUGAUGCCUGCCGGCGGCUUGAGCACUGACGUGGUCAGCUGCAGCAGUGCAAUCAGCGCCUGUGAGAACGCUUGUCGCUGGACAGUGGCUGCGGUGCUUCUGCGGCGCUUGGCUAACUUGAGCUUGCUACCGUCACUCAUCACAUUCAACUCCAUCACGCUGACAUGUGCACGGGUGGCUCUCUGGCAAACAGCGCUACACUUACUGCGGCUGCUGACUCCGUACAGUGCUGACCGGACAAGCUUCAACGCAGCUCUUGUUUCACUUGCCCCCAAAGGGAAGUGGCAGCAAGCGGCAAGACUAGUGACCGACAUGAUGUCACAAGGGGAGUUGCCGGAUGAUCUCAGCUGCGACUCUGCUUUCACUGCAUGUGCGAGGGCAUCUCAGCCACUUGCCGCAGUCGCUUACUUGGGGACUGUGCAACAUUUCGGGGAGAGCCUUCUGUGUGCCGAGGAGCGAAAAUGA
Messenger RNA from Symbiodinium sp. CCMP2456, 1335 nucleotides. The record is from the annotation of a GenBank genome assembly. Lineage: Eukaryota; Dinophyceae; Suessiales; Symbiodiniaceae.